AACCACAAAUAACUAAGUGCAAUUAAUUAGUUAUAAUUAUAAUUAUGAGUUCAUCUUCAUGCUGCUGCUCAUUUUUCUUUUCCUUACUCAUCCUCCAUGUAGCUUCUUCUUCCAUUAACAGCAGGAAAUUGCUGCUUGACAAUGGCGUUUUUCUCACUCCUCCUAUGGGGUGGAACAGUUGGAAUCACUUUCACUGCCAAAUUAAUGAAACCGUUAUUAAAGAAACUGCUGACGCUUUAGUUUCAACUGGGCUGGCUAAGCUUGGAUACGAAUAUGUGAACUUAGAUGAUUGUUGGGGUGAAUCAAAACGUGACCCGCAAGGGAAUCUGGAAGCGAACAUGAGUACAUUUCCUUUGGGAAUUAAAGCUCUGGCAGAUUAUGUUCAUAGCAAGGGUUUAAAGUUGGGAAUAUAUGGAGAUGCAGGGUCGAGAACAUGUUCGGGAAGGAUGCCGGGUUCACUCGGCCAUGAAGAACAAGAUGCAGCUACAUUCGCUUCAUGGGGAAUUGACUACUUGAAGUAUGACAACUGCUAUAACGAUGAUACAAAACCAACGAUCAGAUACAAAGUGAUGUCCGAUGCUCUAAAGAAGACGGGCCGAUCCAUCUUUUUCUCGCUCUGUGAAUGGGGAGACAUGAGUCCAGCUCUGUGGGGAAGAGAUAUUGGAAAUAGCUGGAGAACUACUGAUGACAUUUCUGACUCAUGGGACAGUAUGCUAAAGAUAGCUGACAUGAAUCAAGUAUUCGCUAGUUACGCCAAACCGGGCGGGUGGAACGAUCCAGAUAUGCUAGAAGUGGGCAAUGGAAGAAUGAAGUAUGAGGAAUACGUAGUUCACUUUAGCAUUUGGGCCGUCUCUAAGGCACCCCUGCUUUUAGGGUGUGAUAUUCGGUCCAUGACCGAUGAAACUAUGCAAAUUAUAAGCAACCAGGAAGUUAUUGCCAUUAAUCAAGAUUCGUUAGGAGUUCAGGCUAAAAAAGUUAGAAUGGAAGGAGAACGAGAUAUAUGGGCAGGACCUCUAUCAGGGAACAGGAUAGUAAUAUUGUUAGUAAACAAAAAGAAGUAUAAAUCAACAAUGACAGCACAUUGGGACGACAUAGGCAUCUCUUCAGACCAUACAUUUGUUCAAGCAAGAGAUGUGUGGGAGCAUCAAACUCUUGCAACGCCAUUUCAAGAAAAGCUGACAACAGACGUGGAACCUCACUCCUGCAAGCUCUAUGUGUUGACUCCAAUCUUAUAGCUUUUUCUUUGUAAAAAACAAGAUUUAAUCUCUCUAAUUACAAAGUUAUACCAUGUAAUAUGUAUAUGAUGAGACUCUGUAAUAAUGAAGUAGCGAAAUCCAAUUAAAUCUUCACUUA
Molecule: messenger RNA, 1353 nt
Organism: Mercurialis annua (annual mercury)
Lineage: Eukaryota; Viridiplantae; Streptophyta; Magnoliopsida; Malpighiales; Euphorbiaceae
Product: alpha-galactosidase 1-like
Exons: 14
Coding region: 45-1235 (396 amino acids)
Biological process (GO): carbohydrate metabolic process
Molecular function (GO): hydrolase activity, hydrolyzing O-glycosyl compounds
Source: RefSeq, a predicted model, not a curated record